CGGUUCACGACGUUUCAGGGCAACGACCGACGAUGAGCGAAGUCGUCAUCUGCAGCUUCGAGGCCGGACUCUAUGGCCUCGACGAAGCCUCGCACGAGUGGGUGCUCUCGGUGCCCGACGCCAUCCACGUCCACGUCUUUAUGGACGACGCUGGCCUCUUCCGGCUUGUGGGCUGGGUCCAAGCCAAUGGCGAUGUCGUCGUCAAGCACGCGAUCACGCGCGACUGCAUCUGGCUUGACGUCAACGAGUACUUCGCCCAGAUGACCAACGCGAUUGACGUGACGUACGGCCUCGCGUUCACCGAGCCAGGCCUCGCGACCGACGCGUCCAACGCCGUGCGCAAGAUCCUCUCGCGCCUCCAAAGCGAGACCGAGCGCGACAACAACCCGCCGGCCGCCAUUGCGCUCGAGUUCUCCGAGCCGGUGAGCCCGACGUCCGAUCUGCUCGCGUUGGAAGGCCUUCCUAUUCUGGCCCCCCUUUUCUCGGCAACGACACCGCCCCGCGCCAUGCGUAAGAGCUACCCGUUCGCCCCACCCAGCCCGAACCGACCGUCCAGUACGCGCAACAAGCGCAGUGCAAGCGUCCCGCAGCCGGGCGCGCCGCUCGAGUGCGUCAAGAAUUUUCGGCGCGGGAGCUUUCCACUGGCGAUGGCGCCACUCUUGGAUCCGUCGCCGCCGCCGAGCUCGUCCGCGUCGCGCAACAGCUCGCGCCGGCAGUCGCUCGCGAGCUUUGAGGAAGUCGAGCAAGCGGCGACGGCAGCCAUCGAUGCCACCACAACGCCGCCCAAGCCGGCACUCGAACCCGUCGUGCGUGACAAACCCGUAAUGUACCCGAGCUGCAUACUACCGGAAGACGAGCACAUUAGUCGCCCGUACCAGAUGCGUCAGGAGGUGCACGUGACGUUCAACGCAGAGCUGGCGCGCUACGAAGGUCUCCCGACUGCGUGGCGCAGCCUCAACAAGCAGUUUGGUCUCCCGAUCGACGCCGUGCCCAAGCGCAAGGUCGAGGGCUACGACGCCAAGAUCCCGGCUGUGCUCCAAAUGAUGCGCGAGUACCUCGUUCAAAACGGCGGCCUCGAGACCGAAGGCAUCUUUCGACUCGCGCCCGACAAGGAGGCGUGUAGCGCGGUCAAGGACGCCAUGAACAACGGCGUCUUUACCGGCUGCAGCGACGUGCACAUCAUUGCCAACCUCAUCAAGGUCUGGUUCCGAGAGCUGCCCGAUAGCCUUCUCGACGUCAUUCCAGAAAAGUGCAUUUAUAAAGUGUGCGGCGUCACCGACCCGACGCAGGUCCUCGACGUCCUCCGCGACGUGCCGACGUCGCAACGCAGCGUCAUCUUGUGGCUCCUCGACCUCAUGGCCGCCGUCGUCAUGUGCGAAAAGCAGACCAAAAUGAGCGCGAAAAACAUGGGUACGGCCGCGUACACGAUUGCAGGCGACGAGCAGCCGUGUUGUAGCCAUCGUGCUGUCGCCCAACCUCUUCAGCAUCGCGUCCGACAACCCGAUGGUCGCGCUCACCAUGUCCCAAAAGGUUGCCGAGUUUACGACCGUGCUCCUCAAGGCGCGGCUCGUCGUGCAGCACGGAUACACGCCGCGCGCCUAGCCCUCCAUGUCAACAUUGCAUCGUUUCCAUUGGCCAACAUGUACAAACUUGUCUGUGCGAAAUGACGUGCGUACGGGCCAUGACCACUUUCGAAAAGCGCUAAGAAAUAAUCUAAGAACGAGCGCAUGAACCCUAGAGUGCCGACGCCGCGCGCCUUGCGGUGUCGGAGUAUCCAUUUUGCAUCGUUGAAUGUACAAUACCG
Molecule: messenger RNA, 1804 nt
Organism: Saprolegnia diclina VS20
Lineage: Eukaryota; Oomycota; Saprolegniomycetes; Saprolegniales; Saprolegniaceae
Exons: 7
Coding region: 33-1667 (544 amino acids)
Biological process (GO): signal transduction
Molecular function (GO): GTPase activator activity
Source: RefSeq, a predicted model, not a curated record